Molecule: messenger RNA, 318 nt
Organism: Protopolystoma xenopodis
Lineage: Eukaryota; Metazoa; Platyhelminthes; Monogenea; Polystomatidea; Polystomatidae
Source: the annotation of a GenBank genome assembly
GCACUCUUCCUGUUCAGCAAAAGUCUUGGUCUCGACGCCGACCACCGAGUAAUCGAAAGCCUUGGACUCGACUUGGCUAGCUCAUAUGCAUUGCUCAGUUCAGAUGAUUCAGUUUCUACUCUGCUUGCUUACCGUCUGGUAGCAAAUUACGUUCCAUCCCUCACCCUAUCGUGGAAUUUUGAGGAGGCGUCUAUAUAUGCUUAUGUUGCUGUUGCAGCUUCUCAUCGAUCUUUGUGUCCUUUUCUCACCACACGAUGUCGACGGCAGCAACGAAGACGGCUUAUCAUUGAGCAAGAGCCUAACCUGGUGAAAUGCUAA